Molecule: messenger RNA, 657 nt
Organism: Leptopilina heterotoma
Lineage: Eukaryota; Metazoa; Arthropoda; Insecta; Hymenoptera; Figitidae
Exons: 3
Coding region: 1-657 (218 amino acids)
Molecular function (GO): nucleic acid binding
Source: RefSeq, a predicted model, not a curated record
AUGAACAACAAAAAAUUAACAGUAGUGAAUGAACUUCAUACCCAGGCUAGAAAAAAUUAUCCUCGACGGCGAGUUGAAAUGCGUGAUAUUGAUGAGACAUGGCAAGCAGAUUUAGUAGAAAUGAUACCUUAUUCAAGAAUAAAUAAAGGUUUCAAUAAUAUGAAAGCUUCCAUUGUUGAACGGUUUAAUCGAACACUAAAAAGAAAAAUGUGGAUGCAAUUUAGUUUACGAGGAAAUUACAAGUGGUAUGAUAUAUUGCCUACUCUUAUUUCCAACUACAAUAAUACAAAACAUAGAACAAUUGGAAUGAAGCCUAAAGAUGUUACUUCAGAAGACACGACCAAGUAUAAAAUUGGUGAUAAAGUUCGAGUAAGCAAAUAUAAAAACGUUUUCGAGAAAGGAUAUACACCCAAUUGGACAACAGAAAUAUUCACCGUGGAUCAAGUUGUAUCAACUCAACCAGUGACUUACAAGCUCAAGGAUUACCAGGAUCAACCCAUCAGCGGAGGAUUUUAUGAAGAGGAACUUCUUAAAGUAAAAUAUUCAGAUAUUUAUCUUGUGGAAAAAAUUCUCAAGACACGUGGAAACAAAGUUCUUGUCAAAUGGCUUGGCUUUGAUAAUUCUCACAAUACGUGGGAAGAUAAAGCAAAUGUAUAA